AGACAUGCAACACAAGUGACAUCCACACAACACACUAGCCUGAAUCACAUAAGCAAACACAAUGAAGUUUUCCAUGGCAGUUCCCCUAUGUCUCUCCCUCCUCUUGGCUCUCAACACACAUCCACUCCUAGCAGCAGAGCCAGAGGCAGUGGUUGACAAGCAAGGUGAGCCUUUAAGGCCAGGAGUGGGGUACUACGUUUUCCCCCUUUGGGCCGACGAAGGGGGCCUCUCACUGGGCCCAACUAGGAACAAGACAUGCCCUCUUGACGUCAUCCGUGACCCUUCAUUCAUAGGCCUACCUCUCACAUUCUCUGCACCGGGCUUUGACUACAUUCCAACUCUCACUGACCUCAAAGUUGACUUCCCUGUGAGCACAAUCUGCGUCCAGUCAAACGUGUGGAGGCUGAGGAAGGAAGGUGCAGGGUUCUGGUUUGUGAGCGCUGAUGGGAACCCCAAUGACAUCACUAGCAAGUUCAAGAUUGAGAGGCUUGAAGGGGAGCAUGCCUAUGAGAUCUACAGCUUCAAGUUCUGCCCCAGUGUGCCUGGAACACUCUGUGCUCCUGUGGGCACUUUUGUGGAUACUGAUGGAACAAAAGUUAUGGCUGUGGGAGAUAACAUUGAGCCUUACUAUGUCAGGUUCCAGAAGGCCUCCGUGAAUCAUGAGAAGAAUCAGGCUUUUAGCAUUGUCUAGUUUGGUUGGUACUUGGUACCUUUUGUGGAUUAUCAGGUGGUUCUGUUAUGCAUGAUUUUUAACUAGUCUCUCUGCAUGACAUGUAAUAAGAGUGUUUUUUUAAAUUUUUUCUCUGAUAAAAAAAAUUUAAAUUGCAUGUCAUGUCAUGUAGUAAUUUGAUAGGAUCAUGAAUUACCUGAUAAUUUCUAGUCAUAGUAAGAGGGGUUAUGACUUGGAAUAAUAGGCCACAAGAGUGCAAGGCAAUGCAGCUCUUUUUUGCUGUGGCUGUGUGAAGGAAUUGCAAGGAGUUUAGUUUUCUAGGUUCGCAUGUCUCACAACAGAAACAGUCGUUGUCCUUGUCUCUGUUUUAAGAUUUGCAAACAAUAAUAUCUUUCUCUCUCUGUUUUAACAAGGGAAAUGAAAUUUAGUUAUUUUGCUUGUA
Molecule: messenger RNA, 1112 nt
Organism: Cajanus cajan (pigeon pea)
Lineage: Eukaryota; Viridiplantae; Streptophyta; Magnoliopsida; Fabales; Fabaceae
Product: miraculin
Molecular function (GO): endopeptidase inhibitor activity
Source: RefSeq, a predicted model, not a curated record